Molecule: messenger RNA, 2789 nt
Organism: Pelmatolapia mariae (spotted tilapia)
Lineage: Eukaryota; Metazoa; Chordata; Actinopteri; Cichliformes; Cichlidae
Product: complement C3-like
Exons: 22
Cellular component (GO): extracellular region
Molecular function (GO): endopeptidase inhibitor activity
Source: RefSeq, a predicted model, not a curated record
UCGGGGUAAUGAGGAGGACUCUGCUGCUGCUGGCCUCUCUGGCCUUUGCUUCUCUCACUUCUGUAGCUGAUGGAGCUCCACUGCAAGUGAUGUCUGCCCCAAACUUGUUGCGGGUGGGAACAGCAGAAAACAUCUUUGUGGAGUGUCAAGACUGCACUGAAGGAGACGUUAGGGUUGAAAUCAAUGUGAUGAACCAUCCAACCAAAACAAAACGGCUAGCAACAACAUCUGUGACCCUCAACAAUGAAAAUAACUUUCAGCAGCUUGGGAAAGUAACUAUCCCUGCAGGAGACUUCAGUAAAGAUCCCAACGCGAAGCAGUAUGUGUACCUACAGGCUCAGUUUCCCGACCGCCUCCUGGAGAAAGUCGUCAUGGUGUCCUUCCAGUCUGGUUACAUCUUCAUUCAAACUGACAAGACCCUUUAUACACCAAACAGCAAAGUUCAUUUCAGGAUGUUUGCACUGACACCCCAGAUGGAGCCUGUAGAGAGGGAUGAAGCAGCCCAAACUGAUGUUUCCAUUGCCAUUGAGUUUGUGACACCUGAAGGCAUUGUUUUACCACUUGAUCCAGUCUCUCUAAAAUCAGGUAUUCAUUCUGGAGAUUUCCAGCUUGGUGAAAUUGUUAGUACUGGACUGUGGAAAGUGGUGGCAAAAUUCCAGAGCAACCCACAGCAAAUCUAUUCCGCAGAAUUUGAGGUCAAAGAGUAUGUUCUUCCCAGUUUUGAGGUGAAACUGACACCAUUAACACAGUUCUUCCACGUGAACAGCAGAGAUUUCACCGUCAGAAUCAAAGCUACGUAUCUGUUUGGUCAAGAGGUGGAUGGAACAGCCUAUGUGGUAUUUGGGGUUAUCAGAAAGGACCAAAGUAAGCAGAGCUUUCCAGACUCUCUUCAGAGAGUGCCGAUUAAAAAUGGUGAAGGAGAGGUGACACUGAGGAGGGAAGACAUAACAAAAGUUGAGAGGGACAUCAACAGCCUUGUGGGGGGCGCCAUAUUUGUAUCUGUCAGUGUGCUGACAGAAAGUGGUAGUGAAAUGGUGGAGGCCGAACUGAGAGGUAUCCAGAUUGUCACAUCACCCUAUACGAUCCACUUUAAAAGAACUCCAAAAUAUUUCAAGCCAGGAAUGUCCUUCGAUGUUGCGGUUGAAGUUUUAAAUCCUGAUGAAACUCCAGCACAAAACCUUCCAGUAGUGAUUAAUCCUGGGGAAGUCAGGGGAUUCACUGCAGCUAACGGCAUGGCUCGGCUUACCAUCAAUACAGAAGGAAAUGCAGCUGAGCUGAGAAUCACUGCAAUGACCGAUGACAACAUUCUUACACCUGAUAAACAAGCAAGAGCAGAGAUGACAGCAAGACCAUACCAGAGCAAGACCAGGACUUUUAUUCACAUAGGUGUGGAUGCAGCUGAGCUCAAAAUAGGAGACAAUCUAAAAAUCAACCUCAAUCUCAACCAGCAGCCAAAUCAAAAUAAUGAUAUCACAUAUCUGAUCCAGAGCAGAGGUCAGCUAGUGAAAUAUGGCCGUUACAAGACAAGAGGCCAAGUACUGAUUUCCCUGAUACAACCAAUCACCAAAGAAAUGCUGCCAUCGUUCCGCAUCAUAGCCUACUACCAUACAAGUUCAAAUGAAGUGGUAUCAGACUCUGUUUGGGUGGAUGUAAAAGACACCUGCAUGGGCACUCUGAAACUGGAAUCCUCACGACCUGCUCCAGCUUAUGAGCCUCGCAAGAUGUUUAGUCUGAAAGUCACAGGAAAUCCAGAGGCCACAGUGGGACUGGUUGCAGUUGACAAAGGUGUCUACGUCCUAAACAACAAGCACCGCCUGACACAGAAAAAGGUGUGGGACAUAGUAGAGCAGUAUGACACAGGCUGCACACCUGGUGGAGGAAAGGACAAUAUGGGUGUCUUCUUUGAUGCUGGGCUAUUGUUUGAGUCCAACACUGAUGCAAAGACCCCAUAUAGACAAGAAAUUAAAUGCCAGCCUGCGAACAGAAAGAAACGCAACGCUGCUGUAAUGGAUGUCAGAAGCAGCUUAUUAAAAAAUUAUACAGACCCAGUAGAAUCUGAGUGUUGUCUGGAUGGCAUGAAGGAAACCCCCCUUUCAUACACCUGUGAGGUCCGCAGCGAGUACAUUGUUGAUGGUCAAGGCUGCCGUGAUGCUUUCCUGCGCUGCUGCAAGGCAGUGGAAACCCUUCGAGCAGAGAAGAGGGAGGAAGACCUCAAACUGGCUCGCAGUGAAGGAGAAGACAACAGUUUCAUGGACAGCAAUGAAAUUGUUACUCGCACCAACUUCCCAGAAAGUUGGCUCUGGUCUGAUAUCAAAUUGCCUCCUUGCCCUAGAAACACACCUAACUGUGACACCACAUCAUUUGUGAAAAAUGUUCCUUUGCAAGAUUCAAUCACAACCUGGCAGUUCACCGGCAUCAGUCUGUCAAGAACUCACGGAAUCUGUGUGGGUGAUCCAUUUGAGGUCAUUGUUAAGAAGGAUUUCUUCAUUGAUCUCAGGCUGCCUUAUUCUGCUGUCCGUGGAGAGCAGAUAGAAAUUAAAGCAAUCCUCCACAACUACAGCCCUGAUCGAAUCACUGUACGCAUUGAUUUGACUGAGGAGGAGCAUGUGUGCAGUUCAGCUUCCAAACGUGGUAGGUAUCGCCAGGAGGUCACUGUUGGGCCCGAGACCACACGAUCUGUACCUUUCGUCAUUAUUCCCAUGAAGGAGGGAGAACGGCACAUUGAGGUUAAAGCAGCUGUUAAGGACUCAUAUCUCAAUGAUGGAGUCAGGAAGAUGUUGCGGGUGGUG